GCCGGGCUCCUCAGGGAAGCGAGCAGGGACUUCUCCAGCGGACAACCGAAGAAGAGGGGCGGCCACACCGCCCCGCAGGCUGCGACCCGGCAACGUGUCUGCGCGAGUGCCGCCCCCCGCCCCACGCCAGCUCCCUCGGAGCCGCCUUCUCCUCCGCCCCGCCGCCGCUGCGUGGGGCUGGGCGGGGAGGAGACAGGCGCCUUUUCGGGCACCUCCUCCUGGCUGCGCGGCGGAGGAGGCCGCUGCUUCAGCUGGGGCCGGGGGAGCUGGCGUGGCGGGAAAUGGCGGCCGGGUUGGGCUGAGCCGAGCUGAGGGGCAACCGAGACCUGCACCAUGAGGCUGCUGCGAGCGCUGCUGCGCGGCGCCUCCCCGGGCAGCAUCCCGCAGCAGGUGGACUUCUACUCGCGCUUCUCGCCCUCUCCGCUCUCCAUGAAGCAGUUUUUGGACUUCGGGUCUGAAAAUGCUUGUGAAAAGACUUCGUUUAUGUUUCUGCGACAAGAAUUGCCUGUGAGACUGGCAAACAUAAUGAAGGAAAUAAGCCUGCUGCCAGAUAACCUCCUAAGAACACCUUCAGUUCAACUGGUGCAGAGCUGGUAUGUUCAAAGUCUUCAGGAAAUCCUUGACUUUAAGGACAAAAGCUCAGAAGAUUCAAAGGCUAUUCAUAGUUUUACAGACACUGUGAUAAAAAUCCGGAAUCGACACAAUGAUGUCAUCCCCACGAUGGCUCAAGGAGUGAUAGAGUACAAGGAAAGCUUUGGCAUUGAUCCAGUGACCUCACAGAACGUGCAGUACUUUUUAGACCGUUUCUACAUGAGUCGCAUUUCAAUUAGGAUGCUGCUCAAUCAACACUCUUUACUGUUUGGUGGGAAAAUUAACCCGGCUCAUCCAAAACACAUCGGAAGCAUUGAUCCUACCUGCAAUGUUGUUGAGGUUAUUAGAGAUGGCUAUGAAAGUGCCAAGAGCCUUUGUGAUUUAUAUUACAUGAGCUCUCCAGAACUCAUCCUUGAAGAGAUGAACAAUAAAUCACCAGGACAGCCCAUGCAUGUCGUGUAUGUGCCAUCACAUCUCUAUCACAUGGUUUUUGAACUUUUCAAGAAUGCUAUGAGAGCCACCAUGGAACACAAUGCUGAUCGAUGCAUUUAUCCUCCAAUUCAUGUGCAUGUCACACUGGGAAAUGAGGACUUAACUGUGAAGAUGAGUGAUCGUGGUGGUGGUGUUCCCAUGAGGAAAAUUGAUAGGCUAUUCAACUAUAUGUAUUCAACGGCACCACGUCCACGUGUUGAGACCUCACGAGCUACACCUUUGGCUGGAUUUGGUUAUGGCUUACCCAUAUCACGGCUGUAUGCACAGUACUUCCAAGGAGACCUGAAACUCUAUUCCUUAGAAGGCUAUGGUACAGAUGCAGUUAUUUACAUAAAGGCCUUAUCAACAGAAUCAAUUGAAAGACUUCCUGUCUAUAACAAAGCAGCCUGGAAGCAUUACAAAGCAAACCACGAAGCAGACGACUGGUGCGUGCCAAGCAGCGAGCCCAAGGACAUGACCACUUUCCGCAGUACAUAGCUUUUUCACCAGCAGCAGUGCAUAGGAAGUGGUGUCUGUAAAGGGAAUUCAAAAGACCUGCUUUACACCAAGAUGCUGAGCCACACCUGAUAUGUGAAAGUAAUUUUUAAGUGGAGUAACAGAACUUUGAAGUUAACUACUCUUUUCUGGAAUUAAAAGCAACCAAACAAAGCACUCAAGAGAAAAAAAAACCCAAACGAAAUAUUUUUAUAUUUUAAAGUGAGAAGGUCACACUUAAAUUUGUCCCUUUUUCUAUUUUUGACUGCUUUCAGUAGCUAAGUCAAGGGAGCAGUGUUUUUGGGUUUUAUAAGGACCAAUGUGAUCCAUGUCACAUCUGGUGAGAAAUUUAUUAAUUCAGAUACUCACAGAAUUGUUUUGAUAGAAGAACUAUUGAAAAAGCUCACCAAAGCAUUUCUCUGUUAUACCAUAUUACAGACUAAUGAGAAACUCAUGUAAGAAAUAUUGAGGAGCUCAUUGCAAUACCUUUGCAGAUGUAUAGCACUUUGUGAGUUUUUUAUCUAAGCAUGCUGAAGGCUGAGUUUGCAAACUCAGAUCUGUUGCCUACACAUACUGCCUACAUCAAGGUUUUCUACAGCUGUAGACAUUACACUUAGGUCUGCAGGGCUUAAAAAAAUCAGUUCUAGCUGCUACCACUGGUAUAAUGUAUCUCAGGUAUGUGGUAUCGGUCAUAUUUCUGUGGCUGUAAUGUGAAUAGUUACUACAUGUGAAAAACUUACCUUGCCCCAGUCAUUGUGAAUUAGCAGAUAGUGUUGGCUGGUGUACAGUAAAGAUGCAGUGUCUUACCUUUGCUUGUAUUUCUGUAGGCAAUAUCCAUGUUCUAGCCCUAGUAAGAUCUCAGACUCUGGUAUGUCAGGUUACAGCUCCAAAUGGAAACUAUUUUAAUAAACAGUUUUUUAAAAUUUGCCCAUAAUAGGGCAACUUUAUUGCUUUGACAAUAGAAACUACCUUCUCAGGAGUAUUUAAGAAAAAGUGGGGUUAACAGGUUUUUGAAAAUACCUGUGUUUGUAAUGUGCUUCUGGCCUCAUCUAUGGAGUAGCUGGAAGUCACACUUUAACAUAAACAAGGUAAACAGUAUCAGUCAAAGGCGAACUGUCAAAACAUGCUGGGGAAGAUAGAGAGUGGAAGGAGUAUUAGAUUUCAGGUACAAAGUCCUUCAUUUAAUAAUGGAUUCAACUUCUUUUAAUAAUAGUUGUUCCAGCUUUGUUCAAAUCAUAAGCAUUGAUUGUUGCACCUUCCUGAACAUUUCAGGAAGGAUGCAGUUAAAGACACUGAGCUAAUCCCUUUCUGUUAAUUUAUGUAAUUCUAUGAAUUUUCUACUGCAGCAGACUUGCAUAAUCCCUCUCAGAAAGAAUAAGUCUAAAGUUUGCUAGCUGCCUAGCUCAGCACAGAGCUGAUGGUGAGACAGCAUAAGUGAAGGGAAUAGCUGGUAUGUCAGAAAUUGAAGUCAUGCUACUCUAGUUGUAGUUGAGCCAGAUUAAAGAUCAGCACCUGCAGCUGCCCUAACCUGGUUCUGAAAAACAGUGGAAUGAGAGAUUUACCAAACAGUCUACACACAGUUGAGACGACACUCUAAAGGAUUAUUACUCUACCGUAAUUGUCACCAGAACAGUACAUUUACCUGCUCCAUUCAGGCUUGUGGGCACUUUGAGGUGUCCCCGUUUUACUUUUGCACAAAGGUGUGGUGGUUACUGGCCUAUCUUUCGAUCUGUAUGGCUACAUUUGGAGAGAAUCUGUAGUUCUGUUCUUCAACCCUGCAAAAGCAUGUAUGUGAGAAGUUCUACAUCCUGUAUAGCAGUUAACAGAGGAUACUUGCAGCUAUUGCUUUUGCUAAACUAAAGCUGAAAGCCACAGCAAGGAAUUUUAAAACAACUCAACUAUGAAGUUGAACACUCUUGUUUAGAUGCUGAGUUUUAAAUGGUAAACUAACCUGAUUUUAGCAAUGUCGGAGGACUCCAAGAAAUAUUUCUGAUGAAAGGCUAACAGUUCAUUUUCUAGGAAGUCUAACAAAGAUAUUAUUGAGAUAAACCUUCUUCAGUGUUCUCAGCCAGCUACAGAUUGAAUUCUGCUCACUAGAACAGCUUGCCAUCACCUGGCACCCUGAAUGACUGUGGUGGAAACACAAAUGUAGUAGUAUUUUGGUUUAUAGUGUUUAACUCUACUUCCAAGUCUGAUAUUUGAUUACUUUUCAUUUAAUUAGAACUUCAGAAGAGAAUAUUUAUGUUUACUGUUUUCAUUACUGUACUGAAGUCAUUGCUAGCACACUGGUUAAGCUGAAGUGAAUCACUAUCUCAGAUAUCAGAUUGCUGACAUUAAUAGUUUUGUAUGCAAAUGAGCUCAGUCUUGCACUGUAAAAUUAAUCCUGGUUUGUGUUAAUUUUUUUUGAAAGAAUCACUACAUUUAUUCAUUAAAAUGAUUUUAAA
Molecule: messenger RNA, 4001 nt
Organism: Pogoniulus pusillus (Red-fronted tinkerbird)
Lineage: Eukaryota; Metazoa; Chordata; Aves; Piciformes; Lybiidae
Gene: PDK1
Product: pyruvate dehydrogenase kinase 1
Exons: 11
Coding region: 334-1560 (408 amino acids)
Biological process (GO): regulation of glucose metabolic process; protein phosphorylation
Cellular component (GO): mitochondrion
Molecular function (GO): pyruvate dehydrogenase (acetyl-transferring) kinase activity
Source: RefSeq, a predicted model, not a curated record